CACACGUUUUCUGAGUGGAAAGUCGCGGUUUUGUUACAAUAAAAUAUCGUUUAAUUUGGGAUAAUUUUGAUAAAGUUAUUAGUUAAGAAAUGAGUGCCGUUCCGUCUAUUUUCGACACUCCGUUAGUGCCGCAACCAUUGUCACUUGCGGGAUUGAAAAGAACGCCUCCGGUAAACGUCGAACCCGAGGCCAAACGCGGCAAGAAGAACAAAAAAGCGUCAACCGUGCCGAGUAAGAAAAAGCUGAUCGACCAGUUGCUGCUAGAAGAACGGCGGGAACUGAGCCAGGACGAGUCCGGUGUUUCCGCAGAGCCCUCACCGAAGAAGGGGAAAAAGAAGAACAAUGCUGCCACUUCAAACAAUACAAAAAGUUCCACCAAAGCCGAAAACUCAAAAACUAGCAAAAACGCAAAAAAUAAACCCAACGCGACUUUCAAAAUCAAACUUGUCGAUACAAAAUCGCACCGGGAAAAGCUACGGAAGAGUCUUGCCGGGCUCAAUCGCUCGAAAAAUGCUCACAACGACGAUUCCCUGAUUGAAAUGUCCUUGAAUGGUGACUUGCUGAAAAACAACUCCAAUCACUCGACACCCGUUCGCAAGAAUGCUAAGCCAGCGAAGAAAACAACCAAACAGGUGCCAUUGCCAAUUCAAGGCACUCCAGCGAAAGUGGUUGUAAAGCAGGAAUCACAAACACCGAAAGUGAACGGCGUCUGCUUUGCCGAGGACAGCACGGAGAUUGGUCGGGAAAAAUUCACCUGGGUAAUCCAUCCGACCACUGUCGACGAAUUUAUGGCAAAUUACUGGGAGAGCAAACCGUUGCUCAUUCAACGCAAGGACCCGUCCUACUACAGAAAUUUGGUUUCACGUGCAAAGAUCGAUGAGAUGCUGCGAAAGCAUAAUAUCGAAUAUACCAAAAACAUUGAUGUCACUUCGUAUCGGGAGGGCCAGCGUGAAACACACAAUCCCGACGGAAGGGUCUUGCCACCGGACAUGUGGGCUUUCUACGAAGAAGGUUGCAGCAUUCGAAUGCUCAAUCCACAAACCUACCUUCCGGGGGUGUACGAAAUGAAUGUGAAACUGCAGGAAUUCUUCCAUUGCAUGACCGGUGCUAAUUUCUAUCUGACACCCCCCAAUAGCCAAGGAUUUGCCCCCCACUUCGACGACAUCGAAGCAUUCGUUCUUCAGGUUGAGGGUCGUAAGCACUGGAAACUAUACAGUCCACGUGUACCGGCCGAAGUGUUAGCCCGGGUAUCGUCUCCGAACUUCACUCAAGAUGAAAUCGGUAGUCCCAUCUUGGAUGUCAUCUUGGAACCCGGUGAUUUGCUCUACUUUCCUCGUGGAAUCAUCCAUCAAGCCAGCACCGUACCUGGUCAUAACUCGCUGCAUAUUACCAUGAGCGUCUAUCAGAAAAACUGCUGGGCUGAUCUGCUGGAGGUCUUCUUUCCGCAUGCUCUCGCUCAGGCCGCCGAAACACACUUUGAUCUACGCCGAGGAAUACCUCUGAAUCUGCACCAGCAUUUCGGUAUUGUGAAUUCCGAUAACGAAACGCCCACACGAACGCAAUUGAUCGGCCAUAUCAAAGCCUUGGUGGAUAAGGUGUUCAGCGAGGAGGCCAUCGACAGUGCAGUGGAUCAACUGGCCAAGCGUUUUCAGCAUGACGCCCUUCCUCCGAUGGUAACCGAUAAAGAGCAAUCGCGUACGGUUUACGCCGCAAACUUCAAUCACAAUGCGGACGGCACCGUCAGUCUACGGGUGCCGUUCACUGAAGAUAGCACCGUCCGUCUACUGCGUCGGAAUGUUCUCCGGCUGGUGAGCGAGGAGGAUAAGCUUCGCAUUUACUAUCACACGGAUAACUCCCGGGAGUACCAUGAGUACGAGCCCAACUUCCUGGAAAUCGAUCAGGACGCUGCUAUCGGGGUGGAGCUUCUGGUCAAGAUAUAUCCGCAGGCCUUGCCGAUCCGGGAUUUGCCGGUGGAUGAUAAGGUGGAAUUUGCUAAGAGCCUUUGGGAAAAAGGACUCAUUGUGGUGAAAGCUAAGUGAAGCCGAUGCCUAUUGUAUUUUUU
This is a messenger RNA of Ochlerotatus camptorhynchus, 2062 nucleotides long. RefSeq names its product Bifunctional lysine-specific demethylase and histidyl-hydroxylase NO66 (gene NO66). NCBI's taxonomy places the organism in Eukaryota, Metazoa, Arthropoda, Insecta, Diptera, Culicidae. The record is from RefSeq and is a predicted model, not a curated record. The coding region runs from base 90 to 2039 and encodes 649 amino acids. The transcript is spliced from 3 exons.